CAGCCACUACAUCUGUCAUCAGCUGGGCCCACUGCCCGCCGUCUUCCCUUCACCGGUCGCAGCAGACCAAAGGAAGCUGGGUUGAGGCAGAUAUUCGCCAUGGACUUUCAUUGGUCGCACGCAAAGCACGAGCUCCAAGCCACACGCGCAUAACUGUCUCCUUAGCUCUCUGGCUGGCGCAUUCAUCCAAGACUUCUUCGUUCUCGGAGCUCUUCAUGCGCGAAUGUUCCAGUCGGAUGUCCUAUCGAAUGAAACAGGGAUGUCUUGUGCAACGAGAGGGGCUUGUCUGUCUGUCCGCGCAUCGACUGCUCGCAGCGAUUCUUGAUAUUCCCGUCGUAUUGUCCAAUUCUCUCACUUGCGAACCCCGUCGUCCGUCUUAGUGCCAAUGCAGAUGAAGACACCGCGACCGCAUAUCAUCAAGCACGCCGCCCUGAUACUCUGAACACCUCUGGCAUCCAUAGAUCACGACCCGGGAUGCUGAUUCGCGCUAUCAGAAACGAUAAUCCCGGGUCCCUCACCCUCAUAGUCCAGUCGAAGAUCUUGCGUGUGGAUUCCCUCCAUGCGUGUCGUUGACCCAGUAUCGAGGAAGAGCUGGCGAAGAUGUAUCAUCAAAUCGGUCACCGGGAGUCUAUCGUCUUCUCCGGUCACUAUCUGCUCAGUGCUAGCUUUCAAACAUGUGUCUAUCGGAUUGUCGCUGCACCUCAAAACCACAGACACUUCCGAAUCGCAGUCACUGGGUGGAUGAGGACCGUUCGCAGAAUCGAAUGUGUCUGAAUCACACUGGCGGAUUGUACCAAGUUCGAUCUCGCGUCGGUAUCAUGGAGAGCAUUGCAUACAUUACAUCUCGGUCCAGUAUCGACCCUGGUCUUCCCCUGUGCAUCCGCAUGUCUAGCGGCGUGAGUCGACCCUCCAGGUCGCUGGUGGUUCGGUUCACUUUCCUAUCGCGUGGCAACAUCGUUUGAUCGCGCAUCUGGUCUAAUUGCUGAGUCGCCAUGCUUAUCUUCCUGAGCUCUGGUUACAGCCACCCGCUGAUCUACUGCCCGCUACCCCCUGCGACCGUGCUCUUGGAAGGCAGUAUCAAUGACAAUCAGGUAUCGCGACGGUGCAUUUGAACAGGCGGUGAAUUCUUCCGGAGCGGAGAUGGCCGCUACCUGGUCUCAUCCUCCAUGUACUGCCUCGGCUGAAACUCGUCCGGCUGCUCCAGGAAGCCGCUGUGCGCAUUGAGGUCUCAGUUAGGAUACAUAGUUCGUCUGCUCCGGCGUCGUAUGUCGAAGCUGGGUUAGAGAGUGAAGCAAAUGCGUGGUCUUCGGGCUUAAAAUGCAUUGAGGAGAUCUUAUCUGUAUCCGCGUAACCUUGGAAUCAUGAGCUCUAGUCCACUGAAAAGCACCGCCACAUCGUCCAAUCGAUCACGACCUCUAUUCUUACCAAAGUACCAUCCACUGGAGGCAAUGUCCUCUGCUGCGCCCUGCACAAGAUGCGGAGCAGAUAGCAGCUCAGUCACCGCGCCCGAGACUCUUGUACCCUCAUCUCUUUUUGCGAGUAUGCGUGCCCUGUCGAACACAAAUCAGGUUCCUCUGGAUUCCGAGUUGAGGCUGAUGCGCUCGAUUGUGGAACAAGCGAAAACGAAGCUGUCACGCCUGGAAGAGGAGGUGGUAUGGAUUGAAGAAAGACGAUGUGCUUUGAAGGCAGAAACAGCUAGCUUGGCACAAUUCUACGCUGAGAAUGCGCCGGCUGUGUCCGCCGUGAGACGCAUGCCAUACGAGGUCUUGUGCGAGAUCUUUCGGGGCACGUUGCCAUCCGUGGCAGAAUUGCACGAGGAAAGAAAGAUCCGGACCACUCAGUUCCCGUGGGUCCUAACUCAAGUCUCUCGUCGAUGGAGAACAACGGCCGUAUCUCUCCCAUCGCUUUGGUCUCGAGUCAUCGUCAACUUCAGCGAUGAAGACAAACAUAUUUCCUCCAAUGCAUAUCCCCAACCUCUUCUCGCCACACAGCUUGGCCGCGCGCGCUCUCUGUCGGUCCACUUCGCAAGUUCAGGCAGUCGCAAAUCUGGUACCCAAGCGCACCUGUUCAAGUUCCUCGCGGGCACGUCCUGUCGUUGGACAGAGCUAGAGCUUGUCAUUUCCUGCACCAUCCUAAGAUCUUUACAGCUCCUACAAUCGAAUCUUCCGGCUCUGAAAAGAUUGAGGAUCUCCUGGGACGACUCUUGGGAGAAUGACUACGAUAGUGCCAGUUCUCACGUCUGGUGGCGCCAAACCCGGGAAUUGAAAUGCUUCGAAGCUGCACCAUCGCUGAGGCAUCUCAUGAUGCGGAAAACCUCCACCCGACAGUGGCCUAUUCGCCUUCCCUUCCAUCUCCUCACCACCUGCCAAAUCCGAGUCAAUGACCUUUUCCAGGGAUGCCUGGCCCUACUGACGCAGGCGACCCACCUCAUUCGGGUCCGCAUCGAGAUACACACCGAGCAGGAGUCGCAGAUUAUCAAUUUCCGCAGAGACCGGGCCGCACUCAUCCGUUUGCCAUCCUUGACACAUUGCUAUGUUUCGCAUUUCGAGAUUCUUGGCUACUUUAUCCUUCCAGCCCUAGAGGACUUGGUCGUCGAGUGCGAGGAAAACGAAGACAUCGACAACUUCGUGCAGACUGCGACAGCCCUGGUCACUCGCUCGACAUGCGUGCAUUUGCGUGCACUGAGCCUGAAAUCUCUCCCGCUCGCUGCCAUCCAGCUGUCGGAGCAAAUCCCUUCGAUCACUGAGCUGCGCACUUUCCACUCGAUACGCGCCGGAUCUCAGCUCACGCGCAAAUUGAUGCCGUCUCUGGUCGUCUACGGCUCCCAGCCUAUCGUGGCACCCCAGCUGCAAUCCAUCCUGAUAUACGCCUUAGGCGAAUCCGUCGCAUCCUUCGAUCUCAGACUCUACCGCGCCAUGCUCCACAGUCGUCUCCAUGCGGAACCGAUGGAAUUGCAACGUUCUUUUCUCCUUCUGUCCGAUGCGAGUGCAUUGGACUCGGAUUCUCUUGCCAGCCUCCAUGGCCUGACCAACGACCAGUUCCGAUUCACGUUGCUGCUCGGUGACCAAGCUUUGGAAUACAGUUGCGACCUGGACGGGGAUCUGAUUGUGAUAUAAACCGUUUCUGUGAUAAUAUCGUAGUACGAAGACCUUCAAAGAUUGUAACUAGAGCCUCAGGUGCUGGCUGGCAUCAGUGACUAAUACGACCAAACACAUAUCUUGCC
Mycena citricolor is the source of this 3223-nucleotide messenger RNA. The record is from the annotation of a GenBank genome assembly. Lineage: Eukaryota; Fungi; Basidiomycota; Agaricomycetes; Agaricales; Mycenaceae.